CCCUCUCUCUCUCUAAAGCGAAUCUGUUUCUCUCUCUCUCUCUACUCUAGCUCUCUCUCUCUCUCUCUCUCUCUCUCUCUCUCUCUCUCUAUAUCUCUAGCUUUCUCUCUCUGAAACUCCCUGUUUUUGUAGUGUUUCUAGAGAGAGAAAAUCAACUCCAAUGGCUUACUCGAGCGUAGUGGUGGUUUUGAUGUUCGCUUUGGUGGCUGGAUCUGCCAUCGCUCAGGCUCCGGCAGCUUCACCGACGAAAUCUCCGAUGGCGUCGCCGCCGAAGGCCGCCGAGACUCCAUCGGUGGCUCCGACACCGUCCGUGAAGCCACCGACCUCCUCUCCUAAGUCCUCUCCACCUGCUCCUCCCACCGCCCCGGCCUCGACUCCCACCACGUCGUCGAUCGCCUCCACUCCCGUUCAGUCUCCCUCGGCCACUCCCAGUCAGUCUCCCUCGGCCACUCCUAAGAGCGGCGCCGCUGUUAACAGAGUCGCCGUUACCGGAUCCGCCGCCGUUGUAUUCUUCGCCGCAGCAACAUUGUUGCUUUAGAUCUGAUAUCUGGAGUUUGUUUUCUUCAUUUUGAUCGAGAUGAAGAUUCUUUAGGAUUUAUUUUUUAGAUUUUAAUUUUAAUUUUAAUUUUCUUUUUUAUUUCAUUGCGGUGGUGUUUGAUGUUGUUAUUAUUAUUAUUAUGAUUACAUUUGUCUGAUUUACACUUGAUUUGAUUAUUUGUAUUGUAUUGUUGAUUCUGAUUAUGAAUUCUUUUGCUACGAUUUCUUUCUUAUAA
Messenger RNA from Camellia sinensis, 773 nucleotides. It is a transcript of the gene AGP5, whose product is annotated as arabinogalactan protein 5. NCBI's taxonomy places the organism in Eukaryota, Viridiplantae, Streptophyta, Magnoliopsida, Ericales, Theaceae. The record is from RefSeq and is a predicted model, not a curated record.